Moesziomyces antarcticus is the source of this 2493-nucleotide messenger RNA. RefSeq names its product haspin related kinase Hrk1. Gene Ontology annotation, molecular function: histone H3T3 kinase activity; ATP binding. The record is from RefSeq and is a predicted model, not a curated record. Gene Ontology annotation, cellular component: nucleus; cytoplasm. Gene Ontology annotation, biological process: protein phosphorylation; intracellular signal transduction; mitotic cell cycle. The transcript has a single exon. Bases 1 to 2493 code for a protein of 830 amino acids. NCBI's taxonomy places the organism in Eukaryota, Fungi, Basidiomycota, Ustilaginomycetes, Ustilaginales, Ustilaginaceae.
AUGCCGGCUCUGUCAGGAAGCACUAAGAAAGUCUCGGUCUACGGCCGCAAGGCUGAGGUGCGAGUCGUCAACCGUCACAGCACCUUCACCUCGCUCGAAACCGACGAAAACGACCCUUUCGGCUUUUUCAAGGCGCAACCUAAGCCAAAAUCAACGUAUGGACGUUCAAGAGCGUCGCUUUUCCCGGCCAACAUCCUGGAAGACAGCCCGGCGAAAGAUGCAGCCAGCAGCGACGACAGCCUCGAUGGUGCUGCAAGCAUGGACAAGAGCGCACAGUACGACACGGCCAACUCCAACCUCUCAUUCCACUCGGCUCGAAGCGACUCGUUCGCCUCACCUCCUGCGAAGGAGAGCAAAGCAUCCAGACCUACCGUCCUUACUACCACCUCGCUCAACAUCGCAUCGCCGCAAAAAGCGUCGAAGAAAAAGUCAACAAGCAGAUCCAACAAGGCGGCUGCAGCUCGAUCCGAGCCAGUCGAGACCGUCAUCAGCACCCCAAAAGCACGCGCUGCACCUGCCAAGAGAGUUGCCCAUGAGUCACCCGCGACAUUACGAGCCCUCACCCAGCCGACAGGCAAAUCAUCCCACGCUUUGCCGACUGAAUCGACCCCGCCGUCCAUCCUUUCCAAUGGCCGCGCACCACGACGUGCAGCUCAAGCAGCACGUGUCGCCAUCGAGGACUACGACUUCACCGAUCGAGACAUGACGCCUCGUCGGCCCGUCCCCACAAAGUCUUACUUUGCAGAAAAAGCGCGCCAACUCGCCGAACUUGCCUCCGAUCAACAGCAGGAAAAGCAGCGCGUCAAGGAUGCAUCGAGCGCCAAAGCCAAGUCGCGCAAGUCGAUGGCUGCGCGGCCAAGGUACACCACAGUCUCGCGAGUAGCUCUACCAUCGAGUACCGCCGACUCGGCAUCGUCCGAUGCGAGCUCCACUCAGACUAGCUUCAGCCUCGUCAUUCCUAGGAUUGACGAAAUGCCCGAGCAGGAGCUCAGCACAACUCUGCUUACCAAGGCCAAGGCCAAACGCAAGCAGAACAAACACGUCACCCGACGAAUUGCCGACUUGAGCGACGACGAGGCGGAAGCAUGCGCCGCAGGAUCCGAUGACGAUGAUGAAGCCGACGUUGCCGCAAGCCUUGUCGCACAGAUUUCGGGUCUGACCGUAACGGAUCAGCAGGGCGCCUCCGAACAAGAUGCUUACCUGCGCGCGCUUCUUGCUGCCGUCUCGCAGACUGCGCCCGAGCCCUUCGCCAAAACAAUCCAGCAGCUACGAUCCACGCCUUCGGCCAAGGGCAGACGGCGCCUGGAAAAGAUCGGCGAGGCGAGCUACAGCGAAGUGUUCAAGAUCUUCCCUGCGGCGCGCUCGGCCACGACGGACAGCGGAGCACACGAAGCGCUGGUGAUCAAGAUCAUCCCGAUUGCCAAUCCAGCCUCGGCGGGAGGCGCAAGCGACGACGAGCUGCCGUACAUGUCGGCUGCAGCGGAUGUGGAGCGCGAGGUUCGCCUCAUGCAGUUGAUUGGCCGUGAAGCCGCGAGCGCGGGCGCAUUUGUCUCGCUGCAGGCCGCGCAUGUGGUCAAGGGGAGCUACCCGGCGCCGUUGCUGCAGGCGUGGGAUCGAUGGGAUGCCAAGCGCCGUGCCAAGACGGGAGAGGGUGCAGAGAACAUCCGACCCGACGCUCUGGGUGGCUCGCACGCUUACGCCGUCCUCGUCAUGACCGACGGCGGCGUCGACCUCGAAAGCCUGCGCGUCCAGAGCUGGCUCCAGGCCGCCUCGAUCUUUUGGCAGGUUUCGGCAGGCUUGGCCGAGAUGGAAGCAAGGUACGAGUUCGAGCACCGAGAUCUGCACUGGGGCAACAUCCUUGUGCAGAACGCAUCGACCAGCGAUGCCCCCGCCACCACCAGCGCGUCCGAAUGGCUGUUGAAUCCGCACACCUCGGGAGUGAAAGCGACCAUUAUCGAUUUCACUCUUUCGCGCGCCACCACCGCUGCAAGCAAAGCCCGCACGAGCAAAGCCGAAGUGCUCUUCCAUCCCUUUGACGACGAGACGCUUUUCGAGGGCUCGGGCGAUACGCAAUUCGACGUGUACCGCGAGAUGAGUCUUGCUACGUUCGGGCAGUGGCACACGCACUGCCCCGCCACCAACAUGCUCUGGCUGCGCUAUCUUGCGCACAAGCUCGUCGACGUCAAGUGCAAGUCGUGCAAGAUCCUCGCGCAACCCGAUGACGAGAACGGAGCCGCGAUGCGCGAGUGGCGGGCGCAUCAGAUUCUCGUCAACGCAACGGAGCAACUGGAUCGAGCGGCACAAGACAUGCUGGCCAGCCAUGAGGCUCCGCGUACAACGGGGCGCAGAAAGUCGCUCCACCCCCGCGCCACCGCGGCUGCACCACGCAAGGGCAGGGCAACCACACGUGUCAUCCCGCUCACCAAAGAGACGAACGAGACAACACCGAUCGUGCGCUCAGCAACACAGCUCAUGCUCGCGCUCGCACUGUGA